Messenger RNA from Cariama cristata (Red-legged seriema), 1050 nucleotides. RefSeq names its product glutamine synthetase-like. Gene Ontology annotation, molecular function: glutamine synthetase activity. Lineage: Eukaryota; Metazoa; Chordata; Aves; Cariamiformes; Cariamidae. The transcript has 6 exons. The record is from RefSeq and is a predicted model, not a curated record. Gene Ontology annotation, cellular component: cytoplasm. Bases 1 to 1050 code for a protein of 349 amino acids.
AUGGUGCUGGGGGGUGAACACACCGAUGCAUGGGGAGCACCACUGGGCUCUGGGGAUGUGCAAGAAAACCUCUGUGGCCAUCACCCUGUGGCGCUCGGUGCCCUCUGGGUGCUCCAGACCGGGUCCAAGCACUUGGCACAAUCGGUAUGUGAGACACCUUUUCCCAACCCUGCUCCCCGCUCUGUCCCCUCCUGCCUCGCAGACAUCCCCGAGUGGAAUUUCGAUGGCUCCAGCACGGCACAGGCAGAGGGCUCCAACAGCGACAUGUUCCUGGUGCCCGUCUGCAUGUUCAGGGACCCUUUUUGCCUGGACCCCAACAAGCUGGUGCUCUGCGAAGUGCUGAAGUACAACAGGAAACCCGCAGAGACCAACCUGAGACACACGUGCAAGAAAGUCAUGGACUUGGUUAAGGACAGCCACCCCUGGUUUGGGAUGGAGCAGGAGUACACGCUGCUGGGCAUCAAUGGCCACCCCUACGGCUGGCCCGACAACGGCUUCCCUGGCCCGCAGGGCCCCUAUUACUGCGGGGUUGGAGCAGAUAAGGUCUACGGGCGUGAUAUCGUGGAGUCCCACUACAAGGCAUGUCUCUACGCGGGGGUGAAGAUCUGUGGCACCAAUGCAGAGGUGAUGCCCUCCCAGUGGGAAUUCCAGGUGGGCCCGUGCGAAGGCAUUGAGAUGGGAGAUCACCUCUGGAUGGCUCGGUUCAUCCUCCACCGCGUCUGUGAGGACUUUGGGGUUGUGGCUACUCUGGACCCCAAACCGAUGACCGGCAACUGGAACGGCGCUGGGUGUCACACCAACUACAGCACCGAGGAGAUGCGGAGAGAGGGGGGUCUCAAACACAUCGAAGCUGCCAUUGAGAAGCUGAGCAAGCGGCACGACUACCACAUCUGCGUCUACGCACCGCGGGGAGGCAGGGACCAAUCCCGGCGGCCUACCGAUCGGCGGCCAGCGGCCAACUGUGACCCCUACGCGGUCACAGAGGCCAUCGUGAGGACGACGGUGCUCAAUGAGACCGGGGUGGAGACCAAGGACUAUGCUGACCACUGA